Molecule: messenger RNA, 666 nt
Organism: Rotaria sp. Silwood2
Lineage: Eukaryota; Metazoa; Rotifera; Eurotatoria; Philodinida; Philodinidae
Source: the annotation of a GenBank genome assembly
AUGAUCAUAGAUCUUGAACGACUUAUUUCUCGUCUUAUAAUUGAUGGUUAUCUCAAACAAGAAUUCAUUGAUCAACAACCAUCUUUAAAUAUAGCUUAUCUACGUCCGGGUAUUAAUGCUGUUCAAUUAACUUCUUCAAAUUCACAACGAUCUGGAAAUACAACAAAAAUUCAAAUUGAAUUAACAAUUCGAAUCGAACAAAUGAAUAAUACUAAUAAUAAUACAGAUGAAGAAAGAUCAAAUUCGAAGCAAAAAUCAAUUGAACAAAUUAAUGAACAAUGCUUUACUGAACUAAAAAAAGAAUUGAAAAUUAUUUUUGGUACUUCUUCUUAUUCAAAUGUUAUUUCAGAACGAACAAUUAAAGAAUUAGUUAAAUUCAUGCCUCGAUCAAAAGAGAAAAUGAUUAAAAAUGUACAUGAAGUAACAGAAGAAUUAUAUAAACAACAUGAUUUUAAUCGUUUAUUACGUAUUUUACAACGCUUUGGAAGUCAACGUGAUGAAAUUAAACGAAAAGAUUUAAUACAAAAUUCAUCAGAUAGUGAACAUGAAAUUGAUUUUUCUUUAGAUUUUACUGAUCGGUCAACCUAUGACAAAAAGCGACCAAUGGCAUCUGUCAUAACAACUACAAUUACAAAACGAAAAAGAGGACAUGGAGGUAGUUUUUAA